UCUAUUGAAAGAAGUAGAACUAGUCCCAAGCCAUUACAAAGAGGCGAUGUUACCCGGACUCUUUUCGACGGGCGCGUGUCAUCAGAUCUUUCAAAAGUAGUGCAUUUUUUAAUGAUACGACAUGGUGGGGCAACAUUUUUGAAGAGUCUGAGCAACAUAGCAAAGAGGAACUAGACGCAAUAUUUUAAUCCGAACUUGUUUAUAAGCACGGGAAAAAAGGUUUUUUUUUUUUUUUUGAUUGUGCCUGUUAGUUGUAGUUGCAUCACAGUUCCUUUCCUCCCAAAGCUUGCCAAGGGAAAUCCGCCACUAACAUUUUCCUCUCGAUAGACAUGGCGAACAUCCGGUAGACCCAUUGCUCUUCAAAAUCCGGUGUGUAUUCAGUGUUUCUCUUGAACUCCGUGUGUAAAAUUUUGAAGCUAUGGCAUAGAUAGACAAAGAAAUUCUCUUUCUUAAACCUUUUUUUUUUCCUGAUUUUAUGAACUAAAAAGUCAACCUUGUACUUUGUUAGUUGGAUGCCAUAACUUGGGGGGUAUGGCUUUAAGUGCUAACCUAACUUUUAUUUGAAAUUUGCUAUCUUUUUAGUGUGUAACCAUGAAGGCAUUACAUUGAUGCCACAUUGCUAAAAAAGUUCCUUACUAAAUUAUGCAAAGACAAGUCUUGACCUAGUCUUUAUCUGGACUUUGCUAUCAUCUUAGUGGCUAACCAUGAAACCGUUACAUUAAUAUCAAGUAUGAUGUUACUUUUCUACUAUAAAAAACAGAGAUCCCAACCCAACUAUGCAACACGAGUCUGAGUUCUAUCCUCCUCUUCUCCAAGUUUAGUUGGUUGCAAAAGCAAAUGAGAAGCUUUGGAAAUUUAGGGCAAUGGCCUCUACUUGCAUUUGCUUUGGCAAUUUGCUUUGUAGCCAGCACUGUUGUUGCUGAUUACUCUUAUGGCUAUACUUCUCCCUCACCUUCUUACAACUCUAAGAAGUACUACAAAUCACCAUCUCCGUCCAACUAUGAUGCUCCCACUCCAUACUACAAGAAACCGGAGAAAUAUGCUGAACAUUCUCCAUCGCAUUAUUACAAAUCACCUGUGCCUUUGAAGCAUGACUAUUACAAGUCACCUACUCCUUCAAAGCACUACUACAAGUCCCCAGUAGUAGUAAAGUAUUACAAAUCACCUGUUCCUGCAAAGAACUACUACAAGGCGCCUGUCCCGUCAGUGAAGUACUACAAGGCCCCAACUCCUUCGAAGUACUACAAGGCUCCCGCACCUUCAAAGAAGUACUACAAGUCCCCCGCUCCUUCAAAGAACUAUUACAAGUCACCUGCUCCUUCAAAGUACUACUACAAGUCACCAUCACCGGCAAAGUACUACUACAAGUCACCAUCACCGGCAAAGUACUACAAAUCUCCAUCGCCUGCAAAAUACUACAAGUCACCAUCCCCAGCAAAAUAUUACAAAUCACCUGCUCCUUCUAAAUACUAUAAUUCUUCGUCCCCACCAAAAUAUUACAAGUCACCAGUUGAAUACAAGUCUCCACCACCACCUCCAGCUUAUUAUGAGAAAUCACCUUCUUACUACAAAUCCCCUCCACCUCCUCCAAAAUACUAUGAACAAGCACCUUCAUACUACAAGUCACCACCACCGCCGCCAAAAUACUACGAUGAGUCACCAUCUUCUUACAAAUCUUCACCACCUCCGCCAUACUACAAAGAAUCAACUCCUUCCUAUAAAUCGCCUCCACCUCCACCAUACUACAAAGAAUUUACCCCUUCCUAUAAUUCCCCUCUCCCUCCACCAAAAUACUACAAUCUACCACCUCUACCAACAACCGUAAAAGUACCAUCAUACUACUCGCCUCCACCACCAACGGAAUAUUACAAGCAAACUCCAACCUACACCUCACCUCCCCCACCAGAGAAGUACGAGCAAUCUGCCACCUAUGCUUCACCUUCACCCCCACCCCCACAAGCCUACUAUUAAUAGUUACGAAUUCCAUCAUUUCCACAAUUUACAUGAAUUCUAACUCUUUUUGCUCCUAUUUCGAGCAUCUCUAUUUCCUCAACUGAAAUUUUAUGUAUGCUUCAAGCAGGUUUUGCUUGUUUUAUGUGUUCCUUUCUUUUAAUAAUUUGCAAUAUGCGUUGUUUGAGAUUUUAGUAUGAUCCUCGAGAUCUCUCUCAGUUUGGCUCAUUGUGUAAAGAUUCUUUCUGGUGUAACCUCUUUGAGAGUUUCACUUCGUGUAAUACUAUUUCUUCUUUAUCGAGCUUUGUUUUCUCUUA
This is a messenger RNA of Capsicum annuum, 2267 nucleotides long. Its product is annotated as extensin-2-like. The coding region runs from base 838 to 1971 and encodes 377 amino acids. The transcript has a single exon. The record is from RefSeq and is a predicted model, not a curated record. NCBI's taxonomy places the organism in Eukaryota, Viridiplantae, Streptophyta, Magnoliopsida, Solanales, Solanaceae.